Haplochromis burtoni (Burton's mouthbrooder) is the source of this 2672-nucleotide messenger RNA. Its product is annotated as fibroblast growth factor 6. The coding region runs from base 393 to 1016 and encodes 207 amino acids. The record is from RefSeq and is a predicted model, not a curated record. The transcript has 3 exons. Gene Ontology annotation, molecular function: growth factor activity; fibroblast growth factor receptor binding. Gene Ontology annotation, biological process: cell differentiation; positive regulation of gene expression; positive regulation of protein phosphorylation. Gene Ontology annotation, cellular component: cytoplasm. Lineage: Eukaryota; Metazoa; Chordata; Actinopteri; Cichliformes; Cichlidae.
GCUCCUGCCAGGGUCCUGUAACUCUUCUCCUCCUCCUCCCAUCUCCUACUUUUUGAUGGGGGGUGCAGCGGUGAAGUCACAGUGAUGUCAUUUUAGGAUGUGAGAGUCGGGGGCAAGGUGAGCUGGUUUUGCGGUGAGUGGUGUCCCCCUCCACGGCCAGCGUUGCCUGAUCAGAGGCGCGGAGCGGCCAAAGAUGAUCAUCGCCACCGGCACCAAUUCAAGCUCCGACGCGCUCUGUCCCAAUCCUCCUGCUCAGAUCUCGGGCUAUGGGGCCUUGAUCUAUCUUGAUCCCAAAAUAAACCUUUACCACCACCAUGCCAAAGGACAGAAAUCAAGAAGAGUUGCAUUUUUAGGGCAGGUAACUUUGACCACGUGCCCCAAAGGUAAACUGGAUGGCCAUUGCGCAAAGGUGCCACUACAGUAUGUCCAGCGGGGCCCGGACGCACUGGACGCUACUGGCAGUUAUUGUACUGUGGACUUCUCUCUGGGGAAUCGUUUCAUCUUAUCCGAUUCCGAGCAGGACUAAUGCGACUUUACUGGAAAAGAAGUGGGAGACCCUCUUCUCCCGCUCCUACUUGGGUAUAACUGGGGGGAAAUCGGAGCUGAACUGGGAGAGUGACUAUUUGCAGGGCAUCAAAAGAGUGCGACGACUGUACUGCAACGUGGGCAUUGGGUUUCACCUGCAGGUGCUCCCGGAUGGCAGGAUAAGCGGUGAACACAAUGAGAACCAAUACAGUCUGAUAGAGAUCUCCACCGUGGACCGAGGAGUGAUCAGCCUGUUCGGAGUGAGGAGUGGGCUGUUUGUCGCAAUGAACAGCAGGGGAAGGUUAUACGGAACGAGAGUCUUCAAGGACGAGUGCAAGUUCAAGGAGACUUUGCUGCCCAACAACUACAACGCCUAUGAGUCUUUUGUUUACAAGGGCUUCUACAUCGCCCUCAGCAAGCAUGGCCGUGUAAAGAGAGGCAACAAGGCCACCACCGCCAUGACUGUCACACAUUUCCUCCCACGACUAUGAGAGAAACUGGCAAUAACUUAACAAUUUGCACAUGUGGAUGUUCCUCCAGGUAAUAUAGAAAUGCAUAGUAAUGAUAUACACACCCAUGGACUGCAAAAGAAAAGACAAAUAUUUAUUCUGAUAUAUAGAUAUAUAUAUAUAGAUAUAUAUAUAUAUGUAUAUUUGGAUAGUUAUCUUUGUAUAUGUAUGCCAUACUGUGCUGCUUAUUGUUUUUAUGGACAGGGGAAAGUUGAAGACUUUGCCUGUCCCACUUUACCUUGGUGCUUGCUGCAACUAAACUAAAUGUCACUUCCUUUUGUUUUUUGUUGAGAUGGAGGAUGAGCUGUAUUCUGUGCUUUUGGAGAGUGAAAUGAAUACUUUUUGUUACCUCAAAGAACCACUUUACUCGAUUAAGGGAUGCAUGGAGUUCUGCUCAAAUAUCUGCUAAGUUUGUUAUUUAUUUUUUCCGCAAACCUUUAAGCGCUUGAUUAUCGAUAGCUGGCAGUGGCUAAAUUCACUACCUUUGCUGCACGAUUUAAAGGUGCCUUGGUGUUCCCACUUGUGGCCCCCUUAAAGUUGCAUGUAAGAGACACCCGCUGGAGUCAGAAAUAGGGCUGACACACCGAACAGGGCCUCAGAAGGGGGAGGGGGUUGACUAUCUCUGGUUUAUUUUAUUUUCUGUAAUUAGAUUGAUUAAGUAAUAAACAAUCUGUGGUUGAGACCAGAGAGCCGUCAGCCAUGUAGACUGGCACAAGGCCACGAGCUUGACUUUGUGGGAUUGCCGAAAUAUAAACAGGGUGGAAUAUGUAUUUAUCCCAGCAUGGAGAAAAUUUUUAUUUGAGCAGAUAGAGCGCACGGUAGAAAUGUUACAGCACAUAGUCUUGGACAGAGCUCCCACAGUAAACUGGGAUGCGGUUUUUAUUUAUUUAUUUUCUUUUUUUUUUCUGAAUGGCAAAGAUAUAGCUGCUAUUGAAAAUGAUGUCUACUGUCUAUGAAACCAAUGAAAAAAAACUUUGUAAAUAGUUGGCAAAUGUAAAAGAAGAAGAAUUCAGGAGCUUUUUUUUCUUUCUUCUUUUUUUAAAAACAAAAAAAAACCAUACAAUGCUGCUUUGUUACAGUUGCCUGGAUGAGGCGUUAAGAGUUCAGGCUGCACAGUCGACCAUCGAUGAUGGUGCCUCAAUGUUCUCUUUGCUUCCACAUUUGUUUUUUUUCCCUCACAUCAGUAAGUUUGGUAGAGGAUGUGCAUGCCCUGGGGCAAUUCCCCUGCUUGAAUCUGCUUUCUGCAGCAGCAGCACUGCAGUGGCAGUGAGGUGUUGGAGGUAAAUGUUUUGAAAUGCAAUUAUAGAUGACUUUAAGGACUAAAGCGCGGUUCAGCUCGAGGACUGGAUCCACAUUCUUAGAUUUCUUAACUCUGCAUCUGUAUUUCUGUUGAUUUUGAUCUUAGUUUGCUAUAGCUGAAUGGCUGAGCUAGUCAAAAACUGAUUAUUUAAUAAGAAAAGUUUAUUAGAGGUGUAUUAAGCUUUGCAGACCCGCUGUUAGUGUGCACAAAUAUCUUGUUAUAUAUUCCAAAGAUGUUUCUCUUGCCUCAUUCUGAGAAUUCCUGAGAGUCUUCCCAAGUACAUUCACCCCUGUACUUUCUGCAGCUGUUUACUUUUAAAAAAAAAACAAAAAAACAAA